Nematolebias whitei (Rio pearlfish) is the source of this 3351-nucleotide messenger RNA. RefSeq names its product epithelial splicing regulatory protein 2 (gene esrp2). Gene Ontology annotation, molecular function: mRNA binding. Lineage: Eukaryota; Metazoa; Chordata; Actinopteri; Cyprinodontiformes; Rivulidae. The transcript is spliced from 15 exons. Gene Ontology annotation, biological process: regulation of RNA splicing. The record is from RefSeq and is a predicted model, not a curated record. Gene Ontology annotation, cellular component: ribonucleoprotein complex; nucleoplasm. The coding region runs from base 1 to 1956 and encodes 651 amino acids.
AUGUUACAGGAGUUCCUCAAUACUUCACGAUUCAACUUUCGCGGACUCACACUUUUGCGGAUUUUCAAUUUUCAGCAGUCUGUGUCAUCUGAAGUAAAAUGUCUCGGCAGAAGUUCUUGCACUCUCUUGGUGAACAGUCCACUUGUCGUUCGACAGGCCCUCCACCCAGAAGCCUCCAAAAAGAAUCUGGUGCUACCUGAAUGUUUCUUUUCAUUUUUCGACAUGAGGAAAGAGUUUCACAAAUGCUGCCCGAACGCAGGCCCUGUGCAGAAGCUCGCACUCACCUCCAUGUUGGAUUAUGUUGGUCUCCCCGCUGUGUCGGAGCAGAUGAUAGGGGUGAGGGAGGUGAGGAGCAUGGUGCAGCUGAUGCUCUGCCUCUUGGCUGAGCCCUACAGUCACAAAUUCUCCUGCAUGGAAACGGUGAUGUGCAAGUUUGACUCGGGCACAUGCAGCAAGACAGAACCUGUGGACAGUGAGACGGUGAUCAGAGCUCGAGGGCUUCCAUGGCAGUCCUCAGACCAAGAUAUCGCUCGCUUCUUUAAAGGACUUAAUAUUGCCAAGGGUGGUGUGGCUCUGUGUCUGAAUGCUCAGGGGAGGAGGAAUGGGGAAGCCUUGGUUCGUUUCAUCAACUCCGAACAUCGAGACCUGGCUCUGGAGCGCCACAAACACCACAUGGGCAGCCGAUACAUUGAGGUCUACAAAGCCACAGGAGAGGAAUUCCUCAAGAUUGCUGGAGGAACAUCUAACGAGGUGGCUCAGUUCUUGUCUAAGGAGAACCAGGUGAUCAUACGGAUGCGAGGGCUGCCAUUCACUGUUACACCACAGGAAGUGCUGACUUUCCUCGGCCCAGAGAGCCCAGUUACAGACGGGGCUGAGGGUCUGCUCUUUGUGAAGUACCCCGAUGGACGGCCCACCGGUGACGCCUUCGUGCUCUUCUCUUGUGAGGAAUAUGCUCAGAACGCUCUAAAGAAACACAAGCAGGUCCUGGGGAAGCGCUACAUCGAGCUGUUUCGAAGUACUGCCGCUGAGGUGCAACAGGUCCUGAAUCGUUACAUGUCCACACCUCUGAUCUCCACGCUGCCUCCUUCACCUAUGGUAUCUCUGCCGGUCCUCUCCACGCCUCCCUUCCUGCCGACGUCCAGCAGCAUCCGAGACUGCGUGCGCCUGCGUGGUCUGCCAUACACAGCCGGCAUCGAAGAUAUCCUGGACUUCAUGGGCGAGCACACAGUUGACAUUAAACCUCACGGCGUGCACAUGGUCCUUAACCAGCAGGGUCGGCCCUCGGGGGACGCCUUCAUCCAGAUGAAGUCACCUGACAAGGCGUUCCUGGUGUCCCAAAAGUGCCAUAAACAGAUGAUGAAGGAUCGCUAUGUUGAGGUCUUCCAGUGCUCCACGGAGGAAAUGAGCAUUGUUCUGAUGGGAGGAACCCUGAACCGCAGUGGCCUCUCCCCUCCACCCUGCAAGCUUCCCUGUCUUUCUCCGCCCACAGCCUACGCUGCCUUCCCCACUCCUCCUGCUAUUCUCUCUGAGGCUGCUCUUUAUCAGCCCCCUCUACUGGCUGCUCCCAGACCCCCUCAGACCACUGUACACAGCUCCGCUCAUGCUCUGGCUUACUACCCCCCUCAGCCACAUCUCUACAUGAACAUGAACUACACAGCUUACUACCCCAGCCCCCCGGUGUCUCCCUCCACAGUUGGCUACUUUGCAGCCCCACCCGGAGCCAUGGCAGCAGCCGUUGCAGCUCAGCCCCACCAUCCUGUCGCCGCUGCGUCCUCUGUGCUGCCUCAGCCAGGUGCCCUGGUGAGGAUGCAGGGGCUGCCCUACAACACCGGGGUCAAAGACAUCCUCGGCUUCUUCCAAGGGUACCAGUACGCCCCUGACGAGUACAGCGGUGUGGUUCAGAUGAACGAACAGGUCCGGAGUCUGAUGCAGCCCAAAGAAUGGCUCUGCCUUUAAGGACUCGCGAAGCUCCAACCAGAAGCCGUGCUUAUUCUGUAUAACUUCAGUGGCCAAUGCAGCGGCGAGGCCUUGAUCACUUUUCCGAGCGAGGAGCUGGCCAGGCGGGCCGUAGUGGAAUGCUCAAGCCAAUCGUUCUACGGCCAGCAGGUCCACUUGGCUCUCUGUAACUGACCUCCUCCGUCUCUCUCCACCUCGCCCCUUUAACAUCCUGCGAAGAAGCCCUCUUUGUUCGCUCUGAACUCCAGCACGUCCCGGUUCUUUCCAGAACUCCUGCUGAAGUUUUCUCCUCUCUGAUCUGUCAUGUUGAACACACACACCUCUCACCGCUGCUCCUGACACUCCUGCGGCUGCAGUUGGAGCUGUGGGAUCCACAGAUGAAGCAGCUAAACGUUGAGUAAAUGACGCUGUGGAUGCCGGCUGUAAUGUUUCCGUUUCUUUGAGUUACUGCAUCAGAUGGUGUGGAGCCUGGAAAAGACCCAUGUAGUGGCUCUGCAAAGCCAAACUUGCAAAUAUAUUUAAGUACUUUAUAUAAAUAUCUUCUAUAAAACUUUACAAAUGUUUGUCCUGAAGUUCUUGAGGCUGUGCAAACAUCUCAACUCAAAUCCUUUCUAAAUUUCUCUUAAAACUCCACAGGAUUGAAACUUCUCUCCGUUUUUCUGUUGGCUCAGUGCUGAUAGAAGCUGGGUGUAGGCUUGACGUGUUUUAUUUAACACACUUCAUGGAUGGAAACGAGAUGAAUUAAGCCAUAAAAACUGUUUUAGGUUCAAAACAAAGUGCAUCUACUGUAUAUGUUAAACUGUCAAGAGUUAAAUUGUGGUUUAAAGUGGCUCUGAGCUUCAGGGAAUACUGGUAUUAGAUUACACCAGAGCACCCACUAACCUAUCACUUUGUUUUAUUUUUGUAAAAGCAUUUAUUUUUACUGACAUUAAGCAUUUUGUAAUAAGCACUACAGCUUCCUGUUGCUCCAAACACUGAGAUAAGGAGCCAUACAUCUUUACCAAAGCAGCAAGAUAAAUUUAUUCUAUUUUAUUAAUGUGAUUUCUUGACGAGCUGAUAUUUGGUUAUUAAAAGUAAAACUGUAUUUUUUUUUCCACCCCGGAAAUAUUUUUUAAGAACCAACAGCAGCUCCUGUUUCUCAUUUGUUUCCAGACUCUAACGAUGUCUUUAAUUCACGUCUACAACCAGAGGACUGUGGAAAGCUGCGUAAUGUUCUUUAGUUCUGUACGAGGCCUGCUGACAGUGGGCCUUCUUUAAUGUGCCUACAUUACCCAGAGUGCAAUAGUGGCCCAUAUGAGGCUAAAUGUCAGCCUCUGGUGGCAGGUGAUUAUUUUUGUUGUGACAAUGCUUGCAUGAAUUUUUGUGUAUAAAAUGUAAACAAUAAAAACGUUGACA